AUGGAACAGCCCACGCGUGUGCUCACUUUCGAGGUGGACGAUGAGAGAACGGCUUCCAUUCUGAGCACACAAACCAAUGGAGUUCUCGAUCUAAACAAUUAUUCGAAGGAUGACACUGCUUGUAAAGUCAAGGUGAGAAUAUUUCUCCGGCUUCGCUUUUGCCCCCCCUCGGGUUUUGCUGAGUACGAUAAAUUGAGCGUAAAUAACAUGCUUGCAGGGAAGGCUUCUGAUAGAAGCGAGUAUUACUGUGAAGGCCUCAUCGUCAAGUAUCCAAAUGUUUUUACAAGCACUAUCCAGGAACUGCAACCGGCAGCCGAAGAAGAAAUAA
Caenorhabditis sp. 36 PRJEB53466 is the source of this 328-nucleotide messenger RNA. NCBI's taxonomy places the organism in Eukaryota, Metazoa, Nematoda, Chromadorea, Rhabditida, Rhabditidae. The record is from the annotation of a GenBank genome assembly.